Molecule: messenger RNA, 13226 nt
Organism: Phascolarctos cinereus (koala)
Lineage: Eukaryota; Metazoa; Chordata; Mammalia; Diprotodontia; Phascolarctidae
Source: RefSeq, a predicted model, not a curated record
CAUGGCUCCACCUCCUCGCCGGGGGAUCCCGGGGGACCGCACUUUGUUCAGGAUGCUGCCGUACCCAUUGUGGAGGCAUAGUCCGCUGCUGGCUCUGUGAGAGGGCUCGGAGAGGAAGAGAAGGAGAGGAAGAGGAGGAGAAGGAGGAGAACUAGGGACGAGGACGCAAGCAGGCGCCGCCGCCGCACUUCGGCUCAGGGGGCCGGGUCUGGCGGCCAGGGGGAGCCCCUGAACAAACUUUCUGAGGCGCGAGGGUACAUAGUGGGGCAGCUCUGGAAGGGAACGAGAUCUGCUUCUGGAAGAUGGGCAGCCCCCACCGGCAUGCAUAAGCGGACCUGAGGACAGACUCAAACGAACUGUAACCUUGAGCCCCAACUUUGUUGAACAUGAAUGGAACAGCCAACCUGAAUUCAGCCAGCCGCUCCCACUAUGCCUCCUCUAUCCCGGUGCCCCGUGUCACUUCCCAGACCAAGAUCCAUGCCCUGGCAGCAUCACCUCAGUUGCGCCCACGCCAACACAGCCUAGUGCCCAGCCCCCAGAGGGCAGCCUCACCAAGACUAGGGAAGGCAGUAGGCAGCCCCAGCAAUUCCUCACCCAAGACUCCCAGAGGAAGAGGCUCUGCCAAGCCUUCAGGGGGACUAAAGGAGUCCUUCCCAGGACACGAGAGGCCUGAGGCAGCAGAGGGCUAUGAAGGACACUUGAGUCAGAGUCUGAGUUCUCCAUGGAGCAGUCCCAAGGUAACUCCCAAAGCACUUUCCAGUUCCAGGGCUAGACCCAGGAGGGCUGAGGAGGCCCAAGUCAGUGGGGGCAAGAAGAAGAGGACACCAGAAGGAAUCAGGGCUUCCCAAGCCCACAGUAGGAGUCCAUCUCGGAUCAGCCCACACAGAGACUCUCUGACACCAGGGGCUUCUGAGAGCAGGAAACCUUUGAGUUGCCUGGGGAAAGACCAAGAAGUGAACGUUAAAGGUUCUGGCAUCUCCAGACCCCUUGGGCCUGAGGAUGAAUCUCAGAAUGAGAUACCUUCAGGAACUUCCUCCUCCAUCAUCAGUCCAGUGCAUAGCAAAGGCUCCUCCCCUAGCCUGGGGACCAUCAGUUUCUCCUCAGCCUCCCAACAGAAUCAUCCCGUCACCGCCACAGUGGCUCCCUUCCAGUACAGGCUACAAGGAGAUCAAGACACUGACCCCCUACCCCAAGAUGGUUGUGCCUUUGAAGACUACCCCAGUCCCUCUGAUGGAUCCGAAGACAACUUCCCUAGCUUGGACGCCCGAAUCUUCAAUGCGUUCCUGGCGGGCAGGAUGCUGGGCACCUCCCUCAAGAGCCUGCAACCCGAUGUGGAACUGAGCGGUGGUGAGGGCUCCGAAGAGCUCAGGGGCUUCGGUAAGAAGGCGGGCGAGGGCAAGAGCAUGAUGCCCAAGCGGGCCAAACCUCCAGGAAGCGGGGUGGCCAAGGCCAGCACCGGGGAGCUAAAGGUCUUCAAGUCUGGCAGCGUGGACAGCCGGCCUCCUCCGCCGCCGGUUUCCAACCUCCGCAAGCAGAAGUCCCUCACCAACCUCUCCUUCCUGACCGACUCGGAGAAGAAGAUGCAGCUCUACGAGCCCCAGUGGAGCGACGAUAUGGCCAAGACUCCUAAAGGCUUCAGCAAGGGGGGGCCCAAGGGUCGAGAGGCACCCCUCAUGUCCAAGACACUCUCCAAAUCGGAACAUUCACUGUUUCAGGCCAAGAUGACCUCUGGUGGGGUAGCCAAGCCCCCGCUGGCCCCGCUGGCCCCGGGCCUGGGCAAGCCCAGCCGAAUCCCCCGGGGUCCCUACGCUGAGGUGAAGCCCCUCAGCAAGGCCCCUGAGGCGGGUGUCAGCGAUGACAGUAAGUCCGAUGACGAGCUUCUGUCCAGCAAGGCCAAGGGGCAGAAGGGGGCACCACCACCACCCGCUGGCAAGGGCCAGGAAGAGCGAGCCUUCCUCAAGGUAGAUCCCGAGCUUGUAGUGACUGUGCUGGGGGACCUGGAGCAGCUGCUUUUCAGCCAAAUGUUGGAUCCGGAGUCCCAGAGAAAGAGAACAGUUCAAAAUGUCUUGGACCUUCGACAGAACCUGGAGGAGACUAUGUCUAGCCUGAGAGGUUCCCAGGUAACUCACAGCUCCCUGGAGAUGACCUGCUAUGACAGUGAUGAUGCCAACCCCCGCAGUGUGUCCAGCCUCUCCAACCGCUCCUCCCCACUCUCUUGGCGCUACGGACAAUCCAGCCCCCGCCUGCAGGCGGGUGACGCACCUUCAGUGGGCGGGAGCUGCCGCUCCGAGGGCCCUCCAGCCUGGUACAUGCAUGGCGAGAGAGCCCACUAUUCUCACACUAUGCCUAUGCGAAGUCCCAGCAAACUCAGCCACAUCUCCCGCCUUGAGCUAGUUGAGUCUUUGGAUUCUGAUGAGGUUGACCUCAAAUCUGGCUAUAUGAGUGACAGUGACCUCAUGGGCAAGACCAUGACAGAGGAUGACGACAUCACCACAGGCUGGGAUGAAAGCAGCAGUAUCAGCAGUGGGCUCAGCGAUGCCUCGGACAACCUCAGCUCUGAAGAAUUCAAUGCCAGCUCUUCACUCAACUCCCUCCCCACCACCCCUACUGCUUCUCGAAGGAACUCAACCGUAGUGUUACGCACAGACUCAGAAAAGCGCUCGCUGGUGGAGAGUGGGCUAAGCUGGUUCAGUGAGUCAGAGGAAAAGGGCCCGAAGAAACUGGAAUACGACAGUGGCAGCCUUAAGAUGGAGCCAGGGACCUCCAAGUGGAGGCGAGAACGGCCAGAGAGCUGCGAUGAGACUUCCAAGGGUGGAGAGCUAAAGAAGCCCAUCAGCCUGGGGCCCCCAGGGUCCCUGAAGAAGGGCAAGACCCCCCCAGUGGCCGUCACUUCACCCAUCACCCACACAGCCCAGAGUGCCCUCAAAGUAGCAGGCAAGCCUGAAGGGAAGGCCUCAGACAAAGGUAAACUCUCAGUGAAGAACACAGGGCUGCAGCGCUCCUCCUCAGAUGCUGGCCGGGACCGCCUGGCGGAUGCUAAGAAGCCCCCCUCAGGCAUUGCCCGACCCUCCACCUCAGGCUCCUUUGGCUACAAGAAGCCUCCCCCAGCCACAGGCACGGCCACUGUCAUGCAGGCAGGUGGCUCGGCCACCCUAAGUAAGAUCCAGAAGUCAUCAGGCAUCCCAGUCAAGCCGGGGAAUGGGCGUAAGACCAGCCUGGAUGCUUCCAACAGCACCGAGCCCGGAUUCAUGGCGCCCGGGGCCCGCGCCAACAUCCAAUAUCGCAGUCUGCCCCGGCCAGCCAAGUCCAGCUCCAUGAGUGUGACAGGCAGGGGCGGACCCCGUCCUGUGAGCAGCAGCAUUGAUCCUAGUCUCCUCAGCACCAAACAAGGAGGCCUCUCAACUUCAAGGCUGAAGGAGCCUUCGAAGGUUGCUGGGGGUCGGACUACCCCAGCCCCAGUCAACCAGACAGACCGGGAAAAGGAGAAAGCCAAGGCCAAGGCAGUGGCCUUGGACCCAGACAACGUUUCCUUGAAGAGCAUUGGCUCACCAGAGAGCACCCCUAAGAAUCAAGGGAGCCACCCACCAGCCACCAAGAUUGCGGAGUUGCCCCCAACCCCACUCAGGGCCGCAUCCAAGAGCUUUGUCAAGCCUCCCUCUUUGGCCAACUUGGACAAGGUCAAUUCCAACAGUCUGGACCUACCAUCCUCCAGUGAAGUCCACGCCCCCAAGAUCCCAGAUCUGCAUCCCACAGGCUCAGCAGCGGGUGGUCCCCUUCCCACUUGCUUCACUCCCAGCCCAGCACCCAUCCUCAAUAUUAACUCAGCCAGCUUCUCUCAGGGCCUGGAGCUUAUGAGCGGCUUCAGUGUCCCUAAGGAACCCCGCAUGUACCCCAAGCUCUCUGGCUUGCACAGGAGUAUGGAGUCGCUCCAGAUGCCAAUGAGCCUGCCCAGUGCCUUCCCCAGCAGUACCCCUGCCCCCACCACGCCUGUACCCCCUGCUGCACCCCCAGAGGAAGAGGCAGGGGAGCUGACCUGGAGUGGGAGCCCAAGAGCUGGGCAGUUGGAAAGUAAUCAGCGAGAUCGAAACACACUUCCCAAGAAGGGGCUCAGGUAUCAGCUACAGUCCCAGGAGGAAACCAAGGAGCGGCGGCACUCCCAUACCAUUGGGGGGCUGCCAGAGUCAGACGACCAGUCAGAUCUGCCUUCGCCACCUGCCCUUUCCAUGUCUUUGAGUGGAAAGGGCCAGCUUACCAACAUAGUGAGUCCCACUGCAGCCACCACGCCAAGAAUCACCCGCUCCAACAGCAUCCCCACCCACGAGGCGGCCUUCGAGCUAUACAGCACCUCCCAAAUGGGAAGCACCCUGUCCCUGGCCGAGAGACCCAAGGGGAUGAUUCGGUCAGGAUCCUUCCGAGACCCCACGGACGACGUUCAUGGCUCUGUGCUGUCGUUGGCUUCCAGCGCCUCCUCCACCUACUCUUCAGCUGAGGAGAGGAUGCAAUCUGAGCAAAUCCGGAAACUUCGAAGGGAGCUGGAAUCAUCACAGGAAAAAGUGGCCACACUGACAUCUCAGCUGUCUGCCAAUGCUAACCUGGUGGCCGCCUUUGAACAGAGCCUGGUGAACAUGACAUCCCGUCUUCGGCACCUAGCUGAGACAGCAGAGGAGAAGGACACAGAGCUGCUGGAUUUGCGAGAGACCAUAGAUUUCCUGAAGAAAAAGAAUUCUGAAGCUCAGGCUGUCAUCCAAGGAGCUCUUAAUGGCACAGACGUCACACCCAAGGAGCUUCGGAUCAAGAGACAGAACUCUUCAGACAGUAUCUCCAGCCUCAACAGUAUCACCAGCCACUCCAGCAUAGGUAGCAGCAAGGAUGCUGAUGCUAAGAAGAAGAAAAAAAAGAGUUGGGUCUAUGAGCUGCGUAGCUCCUUCAACAAAGCCUUUAGCAUCAAGAAGGGUCCCAAGUCAGCCUCUUCUUACUCUGACAUCGAGGAGAUUGCCACACCUGAUUCCUCAGCCCCAUCUUCACCCAAACUGCAGCACGGCUCCACUGAGACAGCCUCACCGUCCAUCAAGUCCUCUAACUCCUCCUCUGUGGGCAUUGAUGUCACUGAAAUGUUCCAUGCCAACGAGGAAGAGGAGGAACCAGAAAAGAAAGAGGUAUCAGAGCUGCGUUCAGAGCUGUGGGAGAAGGAGAUGAAGCUCACGGACAUCCGAUUGGAAGCUCUCAACUCUGCCCACCAACUGGAUCAGCUCCGGGAGACCAUGCAUAACAUGCAGCUGGAGGUGGACCUUCUAAAGGCAGAGAAUGAUCGGCUGAAGGUGGCUCCAGGUCCUUCAACUGGUUCAACCCCGGGGCAGGCCCCCGGUUCAUCUGCUGCCUCAUCCCCACGUCGUUCCCUGGGUCUCGCCCUGGCCCACUCCUUCAGUCCUAGCCUCACAGACACAGACCUGUCUCCCAUGGAUGGCAUCAGCACCUGUAGCUCAAAGGAAGAAGUAACCCUUCGAGUAGUAGUCCGAAUGCCACCUCAGCACAUCAUCAAAGGGGACUUGAAACAGCAGGAGUUCUUCUUGGGCUCAAGCAAAGUCAGUGGUAAAAUUGACUGGAAGAUGCUGGAUGAGGCUGUUUGCCAAGUGUUCAAGGACUACAUUACUAAGAUGGAUCCAGCUUCUACACUGGGCCUGAGUACCGACUCAGUCUAUGGCUACAGCAUCAGCCACGUGAAGCGAGUGCUAGAUGCUGAACCCCCAGAGCUGCCACCAUGCCGUCGGGGUGUCAAUAGCAUUGCUGUCUUGCUCAAAGGUCUAAAGGAGAAGUGUGUUGACAGCCUGGUAUUUGAGACACUGAUACCCAAGCCCAUGAUGCAACACUACAUAAGCCUCCUUCUCAAGCACCGACGUCUCAUUCUCUCGGGCCCCAGUGGCACAGGCAAGACCUACCUGACCAACCGGUUGGCUGAGUAUCUGGUGGAACGCUCAGGCCGAGAGGUCACAGAAGGCAUCGUUAGCACCUUCAACAUGCACCAGCAGUCUUGCAAGGAUCUGCAAUUAUACCUCUCCAACCUAGCGAACCAGAUUGACCGGGAGACAGGCAUCGGGGAUGUGCCCCUGGUGAUUCUACUGGAUGAUUUGAGUGAGGCGGGAUCCCUCAGUGAACUAGUCAAUGGAGCUCUUACUUGCAAAUAUCACAAAUGCCCCUAUAUCAUAGGUACCACCAAUCAGCCUGUGAAGAUGACCCCUAACCAUGGUCUGCACUUGAGCUUCAGGAUGCUGACAUUUUCAAACAACGUGGAGCCAGCCAAUGGCUUCCUGGUGCGUUACCUGAGGAGGAAGCUGGUAGAGUCAGACAGUGAUAUCAAUGCCAACAAGGAAGAGCUUCUUCGAGUGCUGGACUGGGUGCCCAAGCUGUGGUAUCAUCUCCAUACUUUCCUAGAGAAGCACAGCACUUCAGACUUCCUCAUAGGCCCAUGCUUUUUCUUGUCCUGUCCAAUUGGCAUUGAGGACUUCCGCACUUGGUUCAUUGACCUAUGGAAUAACUCCAUAAUUCCUUACCUUCAGGAAGGGGCCAAAGAUGGGAUCAAGGUCCAUGGACAGAAAGCAGCUUGGGAAGACCCAGUAGAGUGGGUCCGAGACACCUUACCUUGGCCCUCAGCCCAACAGGAUCAGUCAAAGCUGUAUCACCUGCCUCCGCCUAGUGUGGGCCCUCACAGCACAGCCUCACCCCCCGAGGAGAGAACUGUCAAGGACAGUACCCCUAGCUCUCUAGACUCAGACCCUCUGAUGGCCAUGCUGCUGAAGCUCCAGGAAGCUGCCAACUAUAUCGAAUCUCCAGACAGAGAAACCAUCCUGGACCCAAACCUCCAGGCCUCACUCUGAGGACCUACCUAGCCACCGCUGUUGCCCCAGAGAGCAGCGAGCCGGCCUCAGCUAUGUCAGCUCUUCCUCCUCCUCUCCUUUCAGAGCACCCAUCUACAGCCCAGAAAAGGGGACUGGAGGGAGUUGGUGGGAGGGGAGGGGCAGGCUUUCUGGUGCUGCACCUUGGAGGACUUCCUAGGAUUGGUGGGGUGGGGUGAGGGGAGCUUGUUCCUCUGGAUAUAAGACUGGCCUCCUCUCAAGACUUUGGGGAGAGGGGGAUUCUGGGAGGUUUUUUUUUCCCCUUGGUUUUCUGUCUUGACUACAAACUCUUGGGUUUUAUGGGCAGGUGACAAGAUAUCAGGAGAAACCUGCAGCAGUUCCUAGCCAAUUAUAGACAGUUGUGUGGGAGAUGGCCCUAUGAGGUGAAGCCCGGGGCAGGGGGAGCAGGAGCUCCCCAAAUUCUCUCCCAGCCUCUUCCCAACUCUACUGCCACUGCCAGCAGCUCUCCCCUAGAGACCUGGAUGGAGCCUAGAAAAAAGAAGCAUGUGGUUUAAAAAAAUUUUUUUAAUAAAGGUUUUAAUUCUGUUGAUAGAGGGUUAAAAAUCAAAUGGAAAAGAUGAAGCUGGAGAGGGGAAACAGUUGUCAAGGUAGAGAGAGAGCUGCCCAUUCCCAACCCCUUGAUGACCUACAGGACGUCCUCAAGAUGGCUGUCAAAAUGUGCCCCACCAAGAUACAGACACAACAUCCCUACAUCCGGCCCUCCAAGAAGGACUAUUAGCUCUGUCUUUGUACCUUCUAAUUUAAUAUACAUGAGGACAGCCAAUAAACCCUGCCUUUUAUUUUGUUUUUCUACCACUUAUCUAUUUAUUUUUCCUUUCCCUCCCCUCCAAGACCAAGAGGUAGUCGGGUUCCUUUCCAGCUUCAGUGUAGAUUUUGUGAGGAUGGCUUUCUUUUGGAGGAUCUGAUGCUGUCCAACUGGCACCAACUAAACUUUCCUGCUGUACUCUCCAGCUCUCGUCUCCUCACAGCUCAUGGGGAGGCCUGGAGUGGUGGAGAAGCACCAAACUGGAGAGCAAACUGAGGGGCCCAGAGAACCACCUUCCUUCUCUUAAGCUAGCACAGGCUCUCAACGAAGCUUCAAUUCUAGCCCUCGAAUGCAAUGAGAAGAGUCAGACUUAUCAAGCUGGACACUCAGCUCUGCUCUUCACCGUGGACUGGACAGCCCCAAGAACUGGAAGAACAGUGGUUCUCAGGUGUCUAGCCAAGGCCAAACCCCCUGGCGGUCUUUCGAUUGACAUCAAGCAACGGAUUGUUCAUCAGUAGGAGACACAGCAACCAGUUAAUGGAGAGAAUUCACAGAGGUGAAGGGAGGAGGGGUGGAGAGGAAGGAAACAACAUCUGUCACCUAAGGAGAUCUUCUGCCCCCUUUCUUUGCUGCUCCAGAGGUUCUGACAGUUGAGGAACCUGGAACCAGUUGUACCUCUUCACUACCUGGGCUAAGGAAACAGCUUCAUAUGCACCCUAGAGCAAGCAAGAAAAGCAGCCUCCAAAUGGACAUAUGGUAUGUUGAGGUCAGAAGACCUAGGACCAAAGCCUGAAAGACUGCAGGAUCAUGGGAUACUCUCUCUAGUACAAGCAAACUCACUUCCUAUCAUCUUUGAAAGCCUCCAGGAGCACCAGUGCCCAAGCUUCGGCUUUCUAGCGUAGCCAAAGUUUCUGGGCUUUGCACAUUUACCCAUUCAACAAAUAUUUUGCUUGCACGUCAGUGCUAAACAAUGGGCUUAGGUGUGGUCUUAGUGUUUACCCUUCAGGCUCCAAAGGCAUAAAAGAGUUCAGCUGAGUCAAGAGGAAUCCUAACCUGGACCAUUCUCUCCUGCUUCCUAUCCUCCCCGACAAAAGUCAAUGGUGUUCCAACCAGUCAUCAGUCUUCAGCAUUCAGCUCAGAUGCUUCCCUGCUCCCAACAAGAGGCCCCUCUGCCCUGCCCCACCCCACCCCAUAUUCAGUCACACCUGUCAGCCCCCAGAGGUUCCAUUGCUGAGACCCAUCAUUGCUAUUGCUUCUGCUGCUAAUUCCCUGAUCUGUGAAGACACCUGACCAACACAGCUGUAACUUAUGCAAUUCUGUAAUGGGAAGAGGCUCUUUGUCCAAGGAUGGUGCUGAAAUCACUGCCUUAAAGACCUCUGCUGUGCAGAGAAGGGGAUGCCCUUGAGCCGGUCGUCCUGGCUCAGAAGGAAAGGGGAUACGAGAUGGGCCUACUUCAGGCUGGAUGGCCUUUUCCGAGCCCUGCCUGGAGCUUCAGCUCCAACCAAGGCCUAGCUGUCUAAUGUUGCCUAAUGUUGGUAGAAGGAGCACUUAGCCCCUUCUCUUCUGGUGCUGCCUAGCCAGUGCCUUCUGACCUGGAUUGUUACUGGCCAAUUGAGAGAAAGAAGAAAUAAGAAGCCUCCCUUUUUUUUCCCCCUGAUUCCAACUGCCUGACCUCCCCCAUUCCAGUCUCCCAGGUAACCAUGGAUACAGCCCUGGAUUUCUUUUGCCUCCCUAGCAGAUAGGGUCAUGAAGGCCUCUCUUGCUGUGACUUUCCAUUUCUGUUCCAUUCCUGGGAUCUGUGCCCCACCUCUGCUCUCAGUCUCCUGCUGCAUUCAGCCCAGGUCUCCUGCUGUCCCACCCUAGGGUGAGUGUUUCCCCUAUAAGGGGAGAGAUCUGACAUCCUCAGAAUUCAGGAACCUGGGACCCUGUUUACAGUUGCACAUCUGGGCCCCUCACUGGGAGGGAUCAAUCAUCUUGCAGAGAAAACUCAGACAUGGUGGCAGCUGCAAAAGGUUGAGCCUCCUCAUGGUGCUAUAACCCCCUGGGAUGCUCACCCCAGACUCUGCUGAGACAGAGAGAAUCUGAUGUCUCCCUCACUGCCCAAGAGUACAUGAUAGGAGCAGACCCACAACAUCCCGUCUAGCUAUGUCCCUACUCCCCUGCUCAGGCCAUAGGGACCCAAUCUUCAGGAGAGGAAAACAGAGUCCCAAAGGUGGACUCUGUUCCUCAGGCACCUUCAGAAGAUGCCAGCCUGUCUUGAGAAGGUUACUGCUCCUCCUCUCCCUUUUUCCUGGAAGCCUUGAGGUGGGUAGGAAAUUACCUAUGUGAUUUCUAUACCUAGCACCUUCACUGGGAGAGAGCCACAGUCCUGGGAGAGAUACCAUCUCUUCUGCUGUGGAUGCAAAUGACUAACAAAUGAUGUGGCCCAGCUGCCUUUCCUUACCCUGGGCUCUCAAACUACAAAAGACUUAUAGGUCAGUAGGGCCAAGUAUGGGAUGUAUCUGUUUGCUGCUUUCCUGUAUUCUGAGACCUCAUCAUGGAGACUUUUCAAAGAAACCACAAAUUGUGCAGCUCUACGGUGCUCAUUUCUCUGUCCUUGUAUAAAUGUGUGUGCUUGUAUCCUUGUCAUGUAGAUUCACCACCAUGAAGCCACACAUGGAAUCAGAGGCUGGCAGGGAAAAGGAUGCUGCUGUCUGUGGGUGGCCGCUACAGUGAGAUUUCUAGUGACUGGUUCAGUGUCAGAGUUCACUCUUAAAUUGUCAGAAUUCCCACAACCCAAGCUAGUAUCCUUAGGGACACUGAAGGUUUUUUCUUAUAGCUUCUCCCCUUCUUCUGGUUAAUACGUUCCCAAAGAUUAUGAUCUUUCCCUCCUUCCACCUCCAGAAGAAGGUUGGUGUUUUCUCAGUGGCCUAAGGGGUAAACUUCAUUUUCUACAGGUUCCCCAGGAGGAAGGAACUACUGACCCCCGUCUCCAAAAACUCUUUCCACAGCAGCUCCAUCCAUUUCUACCAUGAGAUUUUGCUCACUUCGUAGGAAGGUAGUAGAACCCAGUUCUGGAACCAAGGAGGCUACAAUAUUGAACCGUGAGGAACAUAAGCUUCCAGGAAAGUAUCUAGCAUGGCAGAGGCUUUCUCAAUUUCCUUGUCCCCAUCACACAUAUAACAUAGAAUAAAAGAGACUAAGCAUACCUGUUGAUGCUUACUUACUGCUUACUCUCUGAGGAUCAUGAGCUGAUAGAAAUGGGUACCUGGUCAGAGAGUAAGCCAGAUACUAGUACACAGACAUUAUAGCUAGGGUUCUAGCUAGCAAAUUCCGUCUUGUAACAACAUAAGGUUUGUAACAAGCCUUAGGUAGGUAAAUAAGUGGUGGAAUAUGAGAAGGCAAAGGUCCCAGGAUAAUCAUUCAGAAGUGGGUCAGCCAUGUAUAUCCCGAGAUCCACAGUCAACAGAAGCACAUUAAACCAAUUACAUGAAAGACUGCCAUUCUGUUCUCCCUGUAAGGGCAUGUCUCCCCCUCCUUUGCAGAAAAGAUUCUCUUUAAGUGCCAGGCUUUCCAAGGAUCUUCCCAAGCAUAGUUGUGGCUCCCAGGAAAGAACACAACUAUAAAAGGUGUUCAAUCACCAAUCUGGGGAAAAAUGAAAAUAAAAAUGCACAGGUGUGAGUUGGCUUUCAGGGGAUCAGGAGAAGCUGCAAAAGAAUUAGAAUUUGAGCCUGGGAAGACAAAUUCUAGCUUCCCCAUUAUCUGCAUAUGGAGUUCUUUAGUUCUUUCUUGAGAAGUUUGCCCAUGACCCCCUGCUAUCUUGGAUAAAUUUUUCUUCCCAAUGUGCCAUGAAGAAUGUUGUCAUACCAGGCUGGCCAUUGAACUGGGAGAGGUCCAUGGAUGCAUGAUUCAGCUCUUUAGUAUUUUUAAAGGGAACUGUGAGUAUUGUACAGUCCCCACUUUGAGAGAUUUAAGGACCGGAAGUGAGAAGGUCCAAGAUUCCACUUCUGAAGCCACACUUUUACCCCAUGUGACUGUUUCCCCCACAUCCUUUUUUUUAAGACGCCACAAGGCAAGAGAGUAUUCAUGUUUGUCCCUCAUAAACAUGAGUGGUCCAGACAACAGCCCUGAAACCGAAUCUCUGAAAGGGGCCUUAGCCCAGGAGCGCCCCUUGACUCUUCUCUGGCCCUCUCUACUGUACCUACUCAGGGCCUUUUUCUGGUCCUACUGCUAUAGCAAACUCCACAGGGCUAACAUGUCUACAAGACAGUUAUAUCCCCCACCCUCUUGUCCCUUUUUCUUUUGGAGGUUUCAGAGACUAAUGUUGGGUGGGAGAGAGGAUUCAGCCAGAACCUCAUUGCCCAGAACAGUUAGCUGAUCUAAUGGGUCCCCUUCUCCCAACACCAGCCUUCUGUAAAAGGCAUCCAGAGCAGUGUAGGAGAAUGGAGUCAGGGUCCCUCCAUCUCUUAUCCUCCUCAUACCAGAAGCAGGAUGUGAACUAGGCAGCCAAGAGGAGGCUCAGAUAUUUUGAUAGAAUUUAUUGGUUGUUUUUUUGUUUUGUUUUGAAAUCUGAAAAGAGCUUUUAAUCCCAAAUUUAUAGCCUUUUUAGCUAGUGGGACCAUGAGAGAGAGAAUAGGAGCAUAUAGCUUGACUUGAGCUUCGAAUUAGAAGAUUUUCCAAAGCAGAGAGUUUCUGGCUACAAGACAGAGAGAGAUAUUCUUAGCCCUUCUAUUAGGCACUCACCUGCGUUUUGAGCACUGGUGCUAUGAGAGUAUUGGGGUGGGGGAUAGCUUUGAAGCUCCAAGAAUAGUGAACUCGGCAAAUUGCACUAAAAACACCUUUAUCCUCCCCAGAAGGCACAUGACAUGUCCUUGGGCCACCUCCCUUCCCAUGGGAGCUUUCUACUUCCCUGCCACCUCUCUGAGGCUAGGGGGAGGGAGUGAUUGGAUGAGAGUUCCCAGAAUCCCCAGCCAGUCUCUUGGGCCACUGCUGCGCAGUGGCUCCUCAUUUCCCAAUGUUAGCUUUUUUCUAGAACAAGAUAACUUUUUUUAAUAAAUCCACCCCACCCCACCCCCCACUAGACCCUAUCCUGUUUUAGACAGCACUAAUUAUGUGAUGAAAUCUAUUUCUCAAAUGCAUGGUAUUCCUCAAGCAUAGGGCAAGUGGGAUGGGCCAGGGAGCUUUUGUAACACUUUUUUUUUAAUUUAUUGGGAGUAAAAACCCAAUCAACAGGUCUCCAGAUCUGUGUGUCUCUGUGUGUGUGUUUUCCCUCUCAUUUGUGCUCCCUUCAUUCCUUUCCUUCCACUUUCCUUUUUAUAUCUGGUGUAGAGAAAGCAACAUUGAACCUGGAAAGUAAACUGAUGUAUAUAGUUGCGGUAACAAUCAUGAAAAGAGCUGGGCUGUCCCCAUAGCAACCUGUUUUUAAAAAGAAAUUGAUUAGAAAUUGAAUCCAUGCCAGGGUCAGCUGGAGAGACCAUCACCACCAGAGCCUCACAUGGCUGCCCUCCCUCUACCCCAGGCAUGUCUCCUCCCGGCUAGAUUCAUCUGUCUGAUACCAUUUGAGUUUCAAUAAAGUUAUCUCCUGUAUUGUC